AAUUCAGGUCUUGUUAUUGGUCGCUGGUCAGGCACAUCGCGUAGUACACAUGUGCACAGCUGUGCAUGUACGUACCGGUACUGUCGGCCAGACAAAGGGAACAUAAUGAUACAAGUUGUAUGUUGAUUUGAGCUAGGCCUAAUUAAGAAUCUUCGAAGGUCAAAAGAGCCAAGUCUAGAUUUACAAUAUUCUGAGAACUAUAAAGAUGCAAUCUCUUCUGUCCAGCUGUGGCUCCAUCUUGCUGCUAGGUGAGGCAAACUUCUCAUUCUCACUCUCGCUGAGGAAGAUGCUGCCUUCUGAUAUCUCCAUGGUUACAACUUGCUUCCAGACAGGGGAUGUCAUCAAGUCUAGUGGUGAUGGGGAUAUUCAGAAGAACAUUGCUAACUUGCAAUCAUUAGGAGCUUGUGUUGUCUUUGGGAUCGAUGCCACCAAGCUUGACCAGUACACUUCUCUAGAGGGAGCCCCGUACGAUGCAAUUAUCUUCAACUUUCCCCAUGUUGGCGGGAAAGGGAAUAUUGGGAGAAACAGGGACCUACUCAAGCAAUUCUUUGAAUGCUGCUCCCAUAGGCUGUCACCCUCUGGUCAAGUCUUCCUCACCCUCUGCAACGGCCAGGGAGGAACAGCCGCUGACCACCCACAGAGGAUAUGGGGCAAUUCAUGGCAGGUCGUUGCCAUGGCAGCCUACGGGGCGUUCAUCUUGACCAGGACGAUGCCCUUUUGUGCCAAGGAUUAUGAGGAUUAUUACUGCACAGGCUACAGGAGUCAGUCCAAAGGCUUUUUGACACAGAAUUCCAUCACACACAUCUUCGAGAGGAGCACGGAACACAUCCACACCCAGCCCUGUCAGACACCCAAAGAACUAGCCAUCCAGACAGACCAAGGGAUGGUUACUUUAGACUGUCCAGUCGAUCUCAAUCGAGUGAUAGACAGAGAUCUUUUGUCAGAAGCUUAUCAUCCUGUGUCACUCAUCUCAAGAGAUUUACGUGGACAGAUUGAUGAAUCAUUCAAAGACAUUAAAUAUUGUCAAGAUAAAGAGAUCCCUCUUAUGUUGGAUUUAGAAGAUGCAAUCACUACUGGUCAUUGUUCCCCUUCCGAGCUGUACCAUCUCAAAAGGACUCCAAAUAUUCUACAGCAUAACGGGAGCCACGGCAAUCAGAGCAGUGGUGUACCACAAGGUGCAGUUCUUGGAACUGUAGAGUCACAUCAACAACCUUCAUUAUCAUCAGAUGGCAAUAGUGUACUAUCAGUCUCAUGCACUUAUGCACCACGGAUAGCAGUCGACAGUGAGAAAGAUGGAGAAUUAGUGGUUGAAGAUGAUAGGAAUGACGAGGAAACUUUGAAGCAGGAGGGGGUCAUCAUCUCUGAGGAAAAUUCAAGGACCGGGAAUACUAGAACAGUCCACUCAAAUUCUCAUCAUAGUGUCAGCAAUGGACCUCAUGAAACACCUCAUGCCAAAGUCCCAAGGUAUCAAUGUGAAUCCGGACAUACCAAGAAGCACUUUAUUCUAAGGCCUACACUUCUUACUCACGUCCCAGGUAGUCUUGGAGAUACGGUUACUCAAGGUGUCUACAUCUGUGGCAGAGUCUUCCGUCGCUGCGGCAUACUCCCAAACCUUUAUCCAAUUCUUCACCAAAGCCUGAUAGUGGUUCGAACAGAUCAAGGAGAUUCAGGAAAAUUGUCUAAAUCAUUUAAAGAUAAAGUCUUAAGGGUAUCGGCUAAUCUUCUAAGAGACAAGGGAUCUGUUUCAAUUAAUGAAUGUCUUGGGGAUCAGGAUGGUUCCACUAGCAAACAUGGGUCCCUUUUGUUCAAAGUGGAAGGAUCGAAUGAGGCCUCGGAUUCCGCAUUCACGAUAGGUCAGUGUGGGAUCUUCCAAUCAGGAGGAUUGAGUUACAGCUAUUGCACUUUUAACAUUGACACCAUCGCAAUGGUGAAAUACAAUGUGAAAGAUAUACGUUUAUUUUGGUCAGCAGAUGACAGGAUAUUCACCAAGUUUUCAGAAUCUGUUGAAAGAUGUUCAGAAUCUGAUCAGAUACCACCGCCUUCCCUGGAAGGGUAUAGCGUCCACCCCCCUGCGUACACUCAUGAUAUUAGCUUUUGGCUCAACGAUGCCACCUACGAUGAAUUUCACUUCUAUUCAUUGAUUCGGGCCGUGACCUGUGACCUCGUACGAGAAGUUCAUUUCCUCCACAAGUAUGUCAAUCAGAAGAUAAGCUACAACUAUAGACUUGUGUACCAGUCUUGCGACAGGGCACUUACGAGGCAGGAAGCAACACAGCUGCAGUUGGAUGUGAGAAAGGCACUCGAUGAGUGUCCAGGCCUAGGUGUUAAUCCUAAAUAAACAAGUUGUGCUGGAUUUACUUAAUUUAUUAAGACAUCGUCCACAUCAAACAUCCAUAAACCUUUAUCAUGUUACAUACUUGUACUUUUUGAUGACAGAUCUAUAUUUUUUGACGUGUUAUUAUGACCUUUAUGGUAGUAGAAAAUGUUAAACGGUAGGCCUAUAUAACCUUGUAGUAAAAUCUGAAUUAUGGGAAGCUAUCACCUUGAUAGUCUAGAAUGCAUAUUGCUAUUCAAAGUGUUUGACAAAUAUGAUGAACAAUCUUUUAUGCAUUUUUGAGGUGAUUCCAGUGUUGACCUUAGAGGAUUGAUGUUAAUUCAAGUUGUUACAUUAGCACAUCACCAAAGUUAAGAUGGAGCAGGUCAUUAGGUGUUGAGCCAUCUUUUGAUGUUAUUUAGAUCAUCUUAUUUUGAAGUCUUGAAACUAGGGACAGUUUAAAAUGCACCAGUAACAUCAACCUUUACACUGAACAUGAAAUCACCAAUUGUUUUUGACCAAUCACCAUGCUCCUUUGUUAUUCAUUGACAGAGUGACUUGACCUUCAAGAAAAGAAACAAACGCAAAAUCAAAUGCUCUCCAUGUUACUCUUUUUCCAUCUUUUGCAAUGAAAUACUUUCAGCUGCAGCAAGAUUGAAAUAAGAAACUGACAAAUCAGAUGCAUGAAAGAAGAUUAUAUCAGUAUCCUACAGUUUUUUACACACUGUUUUGAAAUGUUACUGUAUAGUAUAGUUUCUUUAUCAGGAUUUUCCAUGCAAUGUUAAUGUUUCUUUAAUAUGAUUAUGAAUACAACCAUGAAUUAUGGUGUCGUUUGAUUUCUUUUGUUUAAAUUUUUUUUUUUCCAUUUGCGUUUCCAGCUAUUCCAGCAUGUUAAAAGCCUGUAUUUGUACAGGUGUGAUAAAGCAAAUUAUACAUUCCAAUCUUCAGAAAGUAAUCAAGUUCAGUAUUCUAUUAUGGCCUGCUCAACAUGAAUAAUAAAUAGAGAUUUUUAGCAAUCACUACAUGGCCGCUCUCGCACCACUUCCUUUGAAAAUGCAAGUCAAAUGACAACGGAAAGCUUUUGUCGAAAGUUGGUGGACCAGGGGCCCGUAACACAAAGGUUAGCGAUCGAUCGUACGUACGCCUGAUUUUCACGAUUGAUUGUACAUUGUAGCCAAUGAAAUCAAUCCUAGAAAAAUGUUCUAUGAUCAUUGUUAAGUUUUAUGUUACGGGCCCCAGGACAGCAGAUCAUCCGAAGAUUUACACCGACGAACAAUUAUGUUGGUAUCCAGAGUAAAGACACUACGCUGCUGUCCACCAUGCUUUCGACAGUAGCCUCUCGGCUUUCCAUUGUGGUUUGACUUGUAUUUUUAAAGGAAUAAGCCAGUUCGUUGUCCCUUUCUGCGCUUGAUCAGAGGAAGGUCAUUUGUACUAAAGUGACAUGGUGGUUUAAAAUCUAAUUAGAUAAGCACUAAAUAUGAUGUCUUGAUUAUUCAUAUAUUCUUUUGAAUUGUGGUUUUCAUUUACAUCCACAAAAAACCACAACGCAUCCACGAACGACUGGUUUUCAGUUUGCCAAGUACAUUGUGCAACAUGCUAUGAUAUGCAUUCAAAGUAGGAAUGCAACAAAUACCUUCAUAAAGUGUUCAUUGGUGUGCUAUUCUAGUCACCUGGUCUAUUCAAUUUCCUCAUCCUGCUAUGUAAGGCAAGCUUACGUAAUAUUUUGCUUUGAAAUCUGCCUAUCAUAAUGAAAGGUCAUUUGACCGGAAAUUGUCCAUGAGUGACUACGAACUGGUCUAUCAGGGCGCUACACAGAGGCCGUGUGGUGAUUGCGAAACUCUAGUAUUGUCCAGUCCGUUUCAUUACAAAUUACACCAUGUGUAUAUUUCAUUGUUUCAUCUAUAUUGAAUGUAUGAAUUAAUGGAAUAACAAAAUGUAUUUAUUGUGAAAGGGAAUUAAUUAAAUAUAAUUAUAAAGAAAUGAAUGUCUUUGUCUAUUUCCAUCCAUCCUGUUCUCUUGUAAACACACAGUAAAUACAUGUGCAUUAUACAAGAACCAGUAAACGGAAGAUGAUAAUCCAAAAGGGACAAUUUGAUUAUCAAAUUUUCUGAAAGAAAUUUCUUUUCUGACUUAUAAGUAGAAUUUUACUUUUUUUCCCUCCCAUUUAGAAUGAUUAGAAUGAAGUUUUAUUGUAUUUCAAUAUCUCAUUCUCUCCCAGUGAUGCCCUCGAAUCCUGUCUACCCAAAUAAUCUCCCAUCCUGCCUUUCCUACCACCCCCCCUUCUUUCUUUCUCUUAGUUUCCUUUUCAUUCACUUUCACAUUUUCUGAUAAACUAAUCAAAAGCAACAGCAGGACAAGAAAAUACACUGACAAGAAAUUUAUUUGUUUGCACAAAAGUGGCAACGGUACACCCAUAAAACCAUGAUAAUAACAAUCAUAAUGAAAACUACACAGCUCACACGAGAAUGAUAAAAACACCACAUUUUUAAAAUGCUUAGAAAUUACAAAAAAAAAAGAUUUGUCACAAAAAACCAUGACUGACAAAUUUUUGCAAUAGUACUAGAUGUAAAUAUCACAUAAGAAUCUCGAUUUGAAUCGGCACUUUGUGGGCUUUUAUUACCAUUGACUAGAAAAGUUUAAAAAUGACUACCAAAAUCUUGUACUGAUCAAGUGGUUUGUACUGGUAUGUUCCUACACCUGGCUGUUAGAAGCAUAUAAGGCAUUAAAAUAUGUAUAUCAACUUUCCAAAGGGAACAAUAUAUCAUCAGAUGGCUGAAAAAAGGCCGUACACAGGAGUGCAACAAAUUGUUUACAUUUAGGUAGAAGUGUCGGCUCAGGCAAGCUUGCCGUCAAAAUGGAAGUGCACGCCAGGGCUGACGCCAUUCUGUCAGCGUACAGUAUUUGAUGCACUAGUGUCAACACCCUUUGGUAAACCAUGUGACAAUAUAUGUUGUCACUUCAGUGUUCUUCGUGUAUAAAUUAAUUUUUAC
Messenger RNA from Lytechinus pictus (painted urchin), 5304 nucleotides. RefSeq names its product ferredoxin-fold anticodon-binding domain-containing protein 1 homolog. The record is from RefSeq and is a predicted model, not a curated record. Gene Ontology annotation, cellular component: cytoplasm. Bases 206 to 2338 code for a protein of 710 amino acids. Lineage: Eukaryota; Metazoa; Echinodermata; Echinoidea; Temnopleuroida; Toxopneustidae. The transcript is spliced from 6 exons. Gene Ontology annotation, molecular function: rRNA (uridine-N3-)-methyltransferase activity. Gene Ontology annotation, biological process: rRNA base methylation.